CCUUACUUUACGUCCUACAUACCUGCGGUCUGCGACCUUUGUGUCAAGGACAGUCUUGUCUAAAUUGUAUAAUGGCCACUUCACGUCGAACGACCCAAACGCUGUAUGACAGCUUCUCGAAAGCCGCAGCACCACCGAGAUACAUUUGUCGAUCCUGCAGAAAUCACAUUCAGUUGAACAUGAGACAACACCGGACCAUUUCAAACUCGGCCUCCUCCUCUCACGGUCUACGUCGUAAAACAUGGCAGACGGAAGUGCAUCGUGCCUCCUCGCGUUCUGCGCUUUUCGCAACCGCCUCCUCGAGAUGCUCUAACACAGUCUCGUCGGAAGAGCUGGCCGAGGACAAGUCCUACGUGGAAGCGGAGACGUGGGACGGGUUGGAGCAUGUCGGACACCAAGGACACUGGAAGGAUAUUCCUGCAAAGCCACAGGAUCGAUUCGAGCCCUGGCUGGUCCGAGACACAGACACCACGUUUCCCAACCGAACCGAACUUCUCGCCAUGCUCUACGUCGCUGUCGUCGACGUCCUCGCUUAUGAGACACUCAAGACACAUGAAAAGGAUCUCAAAUUGGAAAAUCUGAAACUCAACUACGCAUACAACAAAGUCAAGAUUGCGCUCUCGCCGUCCGGAACCAUUUCGCACCUCGACGAUCCUGAGGGCAUCUUAGGAUCGUCCAUGAGUGAUGCGGUGAAGGGAAGCACCGAUGAUGCCCAGGCCGUCGAACUCCCCAUCUCAGAAAUCAAAGAACAAUUGGACGCUGCCAAGUUUGAUUUCACUAGCAAGACCACCUUCACUAUUCUCAAACACUUUUCCCGUCUGAUCUCCAUGCCCGUCCCCGACCCGAUCUUGAACACGGUGGUCCGAGGCAAUAAAUCCAUGGCCGAAUUCGUCAGUUUGCUCGACAACACGAAACCAAAACCACAAAAGACGGCCGAGAUUCUGAUCGCCAAACAAGCCAAAGCUUUGAAUAUCAAAGCGAAUGCCGAUCCCCAAACUCUCACGGACAUUACCAAAACCGAGAGCUCUGUUGAAACAAGCACACCGCAACCCAAGAGAAAGGUCCCUCGGCCAUUAGGCCCGAACGUCAUGGUUCUCUCGAGACGGGAAACACCAGUGGAUAAAGAAAAGGAGAUUGGACGGUGGAAGGUGAUUGCGCGAGAACUACAGUCCAAGGGACUUCCAGUGCUCGGUCACAAGGAUUUGGCACCUCAAGGCCAGGAAUGGAACCGGACCACGAUCAACACGAGCUGAGUGGGCCGAUGCGGAAAAGCCUCGCUGGAUACUGAGACCACAGUCAAGUACGAGCUGAGGAUAUAACCCCCUUGCUGGAUCAGGUUCAUGGACCACCGGAGCAUGUGAGUUGGCCUGGUGAUACGACGAAGCAGAAGAAAUUCUUGUACCAAAAGAAAACAUAAUAUGCACAGCUAGAAAAGAAACGAAAUUCCAAAGGUGUAUGUGCCAAUCUCUGAUUUUCCUGGCAGGAUAUGGCCAUUUUUUCUCUUCCGUGUUACAGUACACACCUUUAAACCCUCUCUUCUUCAACCCGAUCACACUUUAUAGACGACGGUGACUUCCAACACCAAGAACGCG
Molecule: messenger RNA, 1592 nt
Organism: Exophiala oligosperma
Lineage: Eukaryota; Fungi; Ascomycota; Eurotiomycetes; Chaetothyriales; Herpotrichiellaceae
Exons: 3
Coding region: 72-1253 (393 amino acids)
Source: RefSeq, a predicted model, not a curated record